Agrilus planipennis (emerald ash borer) is the source of this 1607-nucleotide messenger RNA. Its product is annotated as E3 ubiquitin-protein ligase Rnf220-like. The transcript is spliced from 2 exons. Gene Ontology annotation, biological process: DNA repair; protein ubiquitination. Lineage: Eukaryota; Metazoa; Arthropoda; Insecta; Coleoptera; Buprestidae. Bases 257 to 1324 code for a protein of 355 amino acids. The record is from RefSeq and is a predicted model, not a curated record. Gene Ontology annotation, molecular function: DNA binding; ubiquitin protein ligase activity; metal ion binding.
UGUGAUGUAAAUAUGGCAGUUUUGAUAGUUGUGGAUAUUUGUAUUUAAAUUUGGUUAUACAGAAUGUUUGUUUUGUGUUGUGUGUUUUUUAAUUGUUCUUAAAAAGACAAAAAUAUUGCUCAAAUAGAGAAGAAGUAUUUCCCUCUAUAUGUGGUAUGAUCACUGCUUAGUAAUGAGCUAUGCACUUCAGUUACUAGUACAUCCCAGUUUUAAGUUCAUACACAAAUAUCCACCAGAAUUGUAGACAUCAUAAUGUAUGAUGGUAGCAAUUUCUAAUAUAAGAGGUCCUCGUGAAGUAUAUGAUUUAAGUUUUAAAUACUUGAAUGUUAUUAUGAGUACAAGUGAUAGUAAUGAAGUUGUAAACUUCAACAGUAAUGGAGAAGAGACAAACCGUAGUGUUAGAAAUAAAAGAAAACAAAUGGAUCCCACCUGUUGUCCAGUAUGUAGCCUUACAAUAAGAAAUUCUGAGAUUGAUUUGCAUCUUGCAUCUGAAAUAGACAAAUUGUACAAAGUAUCAACAGCUAAACAUAAGUUCUUGAGGAGUUCUGCUACUCCUUCUAGCCAUAAUGGAAAAGAAAAUGGAAGAAAAGAUAAGUUCUGGGACACAUACCAGAAGGUUCGUGCUAACAGACAAAACAGGCAGAGGGUUAAAUCACCCAGGAGAAAAGUACAAGGGGUAACUUGUCCUGUGUGUAAUAAAGAGACUGAGGAGGAUAUUUCAUUACAUGUUGAUAGGUGUUUAAGACGUGCAGACAAUUCAGCUGACAGUGAUGAAAAUAUUGAUGUGGAAGGGUAUGAAGAAUAUGAAUGGGCAGGGCAGUCUCGGGUGCGAGCUACAUCUCUUUUAGAAGGAGGGGUAUCCACAAUUGGUACUUCUCUUAAUAUGGCAGAUGAUGAUGAAGAUUUAGUUGUAGACGGUGAUGAUUCUGAAGAAUUUGGGACACCUCAAUAUACAGAAAGAGAUGUGAUUGUUCCAGAUGAUGAGGAACAAGAUGCUUUAAGGAAAGCAGUAGUAGGGACUGAUAAAGAAAAGAAAAACUCUGAUAGAGAAGUCUUAAGUGAGAAUAGUGUUAGUGUAAGUGGCGAUCCUGUUUUAGAAGCUUUGAAAAAUAGAAUAAAGGAAUUAGAGAGCAGAGAUUAUGGAAAAGAUGAAGUUUACAAAUGUCUUAUUUGUAUGGAACGUUACCGAACCCCCGUUAUUUCAGUUUGCUGCUGGCAUGUACAUUGUGAACAGUGCUGGUUACAGACAUUAGGUACUAAAAAGCUUUGCCCUCAAUGUAACAUGAUAACAUCACCGGCGAAUUUAAGGCGUAUCUAUAUGUAGACAAAACAGUUACUAUUUGUUGUUUUUUGAGAACUGCAGAAAAAUUUCUACUGGAUUAUUAUAAUCGUAGUAACUUUAUAUUUACAUAGAGAAUAUAGUUUUAAUAAGUGACUUAACUGUAAAAAACAUAAUGGGUAUUUCUCUCUAAUAUUAUGUUAAUAUCACUUUACUUUUUAUUUUUCUAUUAUUUUGUCUGAUAUUUAAAAACUGAGGUGCAGUGUUGAUUUUUCAUUUUUUAUGUAGUUCUGUCACUUUUUUUUAAUAAAGUUUUUAUUUUUCUCAA